UAAUGAAUCACACGAGCAACAAGAAGCAUAAAUUACAAGUAAUACAGCCAGCAUAUCGAUCACUUGACAACAACUGACGAUGGCAUCAAGAAUAAUGGGAUUAAUCUUGGUGGUACUCGUGCUAGGAAAUUGGCGCAGUAGUUGUGGCAUAGGAGGCGCCAAUGCUCAGUUGAGUCCCAGUGAAUGCAACCAAGAAAGAAGGCUUAUUGAAAAUUCAUGCAGGCCGGUUGCUUUUGGUGCACAACCCUCGGCCGGUUGCUGCCAGCUGGUUAGGGCGGCUCACGUCGAAUGCGUGUGUCCUUAUGUGACUCCCAAAUUGGCAGCCUUAGUUGGGGUACAACGUAUGAUCAAGCUGGUCCGAGGUUGUGGGAGGCCUGUCCCUCCAAACUUCAGAUGUGGCAGUAUCACCACUCCACCGUGAAAAAUGGCCAAAUUGAUCGCUUUAUAUUUACGUUAGAAGAUGAAUGAACGAAUAAUAAGGAGGGAUAUGAUGCAGUAUGCAUGCACCUGCGUGCUUUCGGAUUUGUUGUCCCGCAGUACGUGUAACAAAUCCAUGCAUGUUCUAAUAAAGAAGAGGGAUGUUAUAAAUCUGUACUUCGUAUAAUUAGGUGUGAAUUUAUUAUGGUGUAGUAGGGAUUUAGCCUAAUUACACAAAAAUGUUGUCAAAUACUAAUAAUAGUAGGCUUUCAAUAUGUUUUUGCCUCGAUAUAUUUGAUUUUUCACGCUUA
Coffea eugenioides is the source of this 728-nucleotide messenger RNA. RefSeq lists its product as uncharacterized. Lineage: Eukaryota; Viridiplantae; Streptophyta; Magnoliopsida; Gentianales; Rubiaceae. The transcript has 2 exons. Bases 80 to 421 code for a protein of 113 amino acids. The record is from RefSeq and is a predicted model, not a curated record.